Messenger RNA from Lactuca sativa (garden lettuce), 366 nucleotides. The record is from RefSeq and is a predicted model, not a curated record. Lineage: Eukaryota; Viridiplantae; Streptophyta; Magnoliopsida; Asterales; Asteraceae.
AUGGACAUGAGAUCAUCUAAAAGAACAGAUUCUUGGACCAAAACAGUAAAGACUAAAUUAGAACAUCCUAAUUUGGUUUUUGCAAUGCAACAAGAACUUGCUGAAUUUGAACAAAACAAGGUUUGGAUUUUGGUUCCUAAACCUAAAGAUGUUUUGACAAUUGAUCUGAAAUGGAUUUUUAAGAACAAAAUUGACAAAGAAGGCAAUAUUAUUAGAAACAAAGCAAGGAUAGUCAUAAAAUGUUAUUCUCAACAAGAAGGUAUUGAUUAUGAGGAAACCUUUGCCCCUAUCGCAAGACUUGAAGCAGUACGAAUUUUUCUAGCUUAUGCAAUCAUAAGGAUUUCGACGUCUACCAGAUGGAUGUAA